AUGCCUGGCCAACAAGACUUUGGCUCUUCUACCGUACCGUCCUCCAGUCAACCGGCGUAUCCUGGUGAUCGCGGCAAUCCGACUUCCCACCUUACGUCAUGUGAUGCGCCUGGGUCAGCACGACCGCAACACACGGACAUGUCGUUUGGAAAUACCUCUUCCUACGACGUCUCGGACUUUGACAAUACGCCAGACGCAGAAGCUCAGCGUGCUAUGCAACGCACGGAUCUGGAUGAGCUCCCUGUGUUGGCACAGAUUCCAGACCCUCGCGACGCACGCUUGAUCACAGAGCAUGGGGUGGACUUGACCGAAGCUGGAGUUUCCGCCUUUACUGCUGUGUCGCAAUAUCCGAACGCUUACGCGGAUGAGAAUGAGUCGGCAACUUUCGCCGUGUCAGAAGUCGUCAACGCCGUGAUUGCUCGGGAGGAUUACUUUCGCGCCGGAGGGAGACAUAUUCAGACCGCUCCAGUCGACCGCUCGUCAUCUCCGCCGGCAGACGUGUACAUGUCUGACUCUGAUACGACGGAUGUUCUAGGGUAUCCAGGUGGCGUGCCCAUCGGAGCAUAUAUGAGCGGUGGUAGGAUGGGCAUGGACAGCCUUUCGCAUCGGCUUGUGGCUGACCCGGCCUCAGGGCAUCUAUUUUCCACCAUUGCGGAAGAGAGCGAUGAGGACGAGGUAGGGGACCUAGUCAUGGACUACGAGUCGCCAAUGGCAGGGAAUGGGUUCGGUAUGUCUGAUCGCGAGGACGAUCUCGAUGACACGCAAAAGUUCUACCUCGACCAUGACGAUGAAUUCUACGAAGAUUAUGUCGAUCGCAUUCGAACUCGUGAAGCGACAGGCCAUCUUUCCGACGUCGAUUUCAAUGAUUUCUACAGGGCCUUUGAUUAUGGUCAGAUUCCGUUGGUCACGGAAGGUGGUACUACUGCUGAGCCCGACGAGCACAAUGACCAUAUUCCUGAAGGCGAGGAGUUGAACGGGGAGCAACUGGCGGACAAUCACAUUCCUGCAUCUGUGAUACACGGGACAACCCAUGAAAGGAAUUUUAACAUUGACCAGUUCAUCAGUCAGUGGGUAUUAGAAGCCUCCGGACUUCCAGCAUCGCGCCCACCCGUAAUAUCCAGGUUACUGCCCUCGCAUCCCGUAUCUAGAAUCCUUGACUGGACACCGCCAGAGAGGAUCGUCCGGCCUAGGGGAUAUAAGAGAGAGUUCUACGAUAUCCAGCAAAUUCCCUGGUGGGACGCACUUAAGAUCAAGCGCUCGGAUGCUCGCGAGCUACGAGAUCUCUGGUAUACCUCCUAUCACAAUGUGGAAUAUCCGCAUCACCCAACAGGAGCCAGGCUUCCGCAGAGCGAGUGCUAUUUCCGGGAAGAAUCCAUGCACACCAAACAUCGCGCCACCAUUGAGCACUUCCAGCUUCGAAACUUGAUGUCCGUCCCCGCGUAUAAUACCGUUCAUUUCUCGCACGAAUCCAAGGUCUAUUCAUGGGUGCCUGGGUAUGAUGACCUGAGUUGCUUGGUCGAUCUAUCCAAGCCAACGAUAGCCUCCGGGUUUCACAACCCGGUCAAGAUCUCGAGCAUGAAAUCCGCGCAUGAUAUUUGUAUUGCGGGCGGGUUUACCGGAGAAUACGCCCUGCGACGGUCAGUGAUGGAGGGCUCAGGGGUGGAAGGAUAUGUGACCAAGAAUCCCAAUGGCAUUACCAACCACAUCGAUAUCGUUCCCAGCCGGACGAGUCACGCUCCGCUGGGCAUCUUUGCGUCGAACGACCAGCAUCUCCGCGUACUGGACAGCGAGACGAACACAUUUAUCGCGGACCACGAAUUGUCGCGAGCCAUCAACUGCACUGCCACUUCUCCUGAUGGUCGGUUGCGCGUGGUGAUCGGCGAUUCCCCAGACGCCUGGGUCGUGGAAGCAGACACGGGGCGGCCGGUGCAUCCGCUCCGGGGCCAUCUUGACUUCGGAUUCGCGUGUGCGUGGUCACCGGACAUGCGACACAUUGCCACGAGCAACCAGGACAAGACGGUGAUCAUCUGGGAUGCGCGCACCUGGCAGAUCCUCCAGCGGAUCGAGUCGGACGUGGCGGGCUACCGCUCCGUCCGAUUCUCACCCGUUGGCGGCGGGCCGCGCACGCUGCUGCUGGCCGAGCCGGCGGACCGGAUCGCAAUCGUCAACGCGCAGACAUAUCAAAGCCGACAAGUGCACGAUUUCUUUGGCGAGAUUGGCGGAGCAGACUUCUCGCCGGAUGGCAGCACGAUAUGGGUGGCGAACACGGACGAGCAUUUUGGUGGGUUCAUGGAAUUCGACCGCCGACAAUGGGGCCAGGCACACGGGCCCCGGGGACAGCCGAACGAGUGGGUGCGCGAGUCGGAGCUGGAUGAGGACGAGCGAUGUGUGCUCAGUGAGCGGGAGCGGCAGAUGCGGUUCUGGUGGAACCUGAGCGACGAGGAGCACGAGGCAUUGCUGCUGUAG
Messenger RNA from Aspergillus clavatus NRRL 1, 2466 nucleotides. Its product is annotated as WD40 repeat domain-containing protein. NCBI's taxonomy places the organism in Eukaryota, Fungi, Ascomycota, Eurotiomycetes, Eurotiales, Aspergillaceae. Gene Ontology annotation, molecular function: protein binding. The record is from RefSeq and is a predicted model, not a curated record. The transcript is spliced from 2 exons. Bases 1 to 2466 code for a protein of 821 amino acids.